This is a messenger RNA of Conger conger (European conger), 5009 nucleotides long. Its product is annotated as glutamate receptor ionotropic, NMDA 1-like. Bases 261 to 3158 code for a protein of 965 amino acids. NCBI's taxonomy places the organism in Eukaryota, Metazoa, Chordata, Actinopteri, Anguilliformes, Congridae. The transcript has 23 exons. Gene Ontology annotation, cellular component: plasma membrane; neuron projection; NMDA selective glutamate receptor complex. The record is from RefSeq and is a predicted model, not a curated record. Gene Ontology annotation, biological process: regulation of membrane potential; monoatomic ion transport; chemical synaptic transmission. Gene Ontology annotation, molecular function: NMDA glutamate receptor activity.
AAACAAACGAAGGAUUUGCUGAGGAUUUGGAAAACACGAAGAAAUUAACGGGAUAUAAAAUAUCUAUUAAUUGUCCAGCGACUCACUCACACAUAAAUAGCGGGCAUUCCUUCGCAGUGUAUGUUAAUGUAACCACAUUCCAGCGGUACACUGGGACUGCAGGCGGUCAGAGAAGCGCGGAAAUAAGACGGACACACCGAUCCACAGACAGCAGAAAGAGACACGACCCGGGAUCACGGAGCUACGGAGUUUUACACAAAAUGCGUCUCUGUCUGCUUGCCAUUUUCUUCUCGUGCUCCUUUGCGCGUGGCGGGUGUGAGCCGAAGAUGGUCAACAUCGGCGCCGUCCUGAGUCAGAAGAGGUAUGAACAGGUGUUCAAGGACGCGGUCGCCCAAGCCAACAACAUAUACGGAAAAGAUAAGUUCAAGCUGAACGCCAUCUCUGUCACCCACAAACCCAACGCUAUUCAGAUGGCUCUUUCCGUCUGCGAAGACCUCAUCUCAAGCCAGGUGUACGCAAUCCUGGUGAGUCACCCACCACAGUCUGUUGACCACCUCACCCCCACACCUGUGUCCUACACCGCUGGAUUCUACCGCAUCCCAGUAGUGGGGCUGACUACGCGCAUGUCCAUCUACUCAGACAAGAGCAUCCACCUGUCCUUCCUGCGCACGGUCCCGCCGUACUCCCACCAGGCCCAGGUGUGGUUCGACAUGAUGCGCGAGUUCCGCUGGAACCACAUCAUCCUCAUCGUGAGCGAUGACCACGAGGGCCGGGCCGCCCAGAAGAGGCUGGAGACGCUGCUGGAAGAGAGGGAGACCAAGAAUAAAAACAGGAACUAUGAAAACCUCGACCAACUGUCCUAUGACAACAAGCGAGGACCCAAGGCAGAGAAAGUCCUCACGUUCAGCCAAGACACCAACCUCACGGCACUGCUCCAAGAGGCCAAAGAGUUGGAGGCCCGGGUCAUCAUCCUCUCAGCUAGCGAGGACGAAGCGGCAGCGGUCUACAAGGCGGCACGGCAACUCAACAUGACGGGCUCAGGUUACGUGUGGAUGGUUGGAGAGAGAGAAAUGUCCGGUAAAGCCCUGAGCGAGGCUCCAGACGGUUUGAUCGGCCUUCAGCUGAUCAAUGGAAAAAACGAGUCGGCGCACAUCAACGAUGCGGUGGCGGUGGUGGCGCAGUCCAUCCAAGAGCUCUUCGAGAAGGAGAACAUCACGGAGCCGCCCCGCGGAUGCGUAGGAAACACAAACAUCUGGAGGACCGGGCCGCUCUUCAAAAGAGUGUUGAUGUCAUCCAAGUACCCAGAUGGCCUAACAGGACGUGUGGAGUUCAAUGACGAUGGAGACAGGAAGUUUGCCCAUUACAGCAUUCUGAAUUACCAGAAGACCAGGCUGGUUCAAGUGGGAGUCUACAAUGGCACACAAGUGGUGCUAAACAGCCAGCGGAAGAUCAUCUGGCCUGGUGGAGAGACAGAGAAACCAAGAGGAUAUCAGAUGUCCACCAGACUGAAGAUAGUGACCAUUCAUCAGGAGCCGUUUGUGUAUGUGAAGCCUACCAUGCUGGAUGGCACGUGCAAAGAAGAGUACACAGUCAAUGGAGUCUUAAUUAAGAAGGUUAUCUGCACUGGGCCCAACGAAACCAUCCCUGGUCGUCCCGUGGUACCCCAGUGUUGUUUUGGGUUCUGUAUUGACCUCUUGAUCAAACUGGCCAUGACCAUGAACUUCACGUACGAGGUUCACCUGGUGGCCGAUGGGAAAUUUGGGACGCAGGAGCGGGUAAAUAACAGCAACAAGAAAGAGUGGAACGGCAUGAUGGGAGAGCUGCUGGGCGGGCUGGCGGACAUGAUCGUCGCUCCGCUCACCAUAAACAACGAGCGAGCCCAGUAUAUAGAGUUCUCCAAACCGUUUAAAUACCAGGGCCUGACAAUUCUCGUCAAAAAGGAAAUACCGCGAAGCACGCUGGACUCGUUCAUGCAACCGUUUCAGAGCACGCUGUGGCUGCUGGUGGGUCUGUCGGUACACGUGGUGGCGGUGAUGCUCUACCUAUUAGACCGGUUCAGCCCGUUCGGAAGGUUCAAAGUGAACAGCGAAGAAGAAGAAGAAGACGCCCUCACCCUGUCUUCUGCCAUGUGGUUUUCAUGGGGAGUACUGCUGAACUCUGGGAUUGGAGAAGGUGCACCACGCAGCUUCUCAGCUAGGAUCCUGGGCAUGGUUUGGGCAGGGUUUGCCAUGAUCAUUGUGGCAUCCUACACUGCCAACCUCGCUGCCUUCCUGGUGCUGGACCGGCCUGAGGAGCGCAUCACUGGCAUCAAUGACCCUAGGCUGCGGAACCCAUCGGACAAGUUCAUCUACGCCACGGUGAAGCAGAGCUCUGUGGACAUCUACUUCCGGCGGCAGGUGGAGCUGAGCACCAUGUACCGCCACAUGGAGAAACACAACUACGAGAGCGCCGCUGAGGCCAUCCAGGCCGUGCGCGACAAUAAGCUGCACGCCUUCAUCUGGGACUCUGCGGUUCUGGAGUUCGAAGCCUCACAGAAGUGCGACCUGGUCACGACGGGGGAGCUGUUUUUCCGCUCCGGUUUUGGGAUCGGCAUGCGGAAGGACAGCCCCUGGAAGCAGAACGUUUCCCUGGCCAUUCUCAGUUCCCAUGAGAACGGCUUCAUGGAGGACCUGGACAAAACCUGGGUGAGAUACCAGGAGUGUGACUCCAGGAGCAACGCCCCAGCCACACUCACGUUCGAGAACAUGGCAGGUGUUUUCAUGCUGGUUGCCGGCGGAAUAGUUGCCGGCAUCUUCCUCAUCUUCAUCGAGAUCGCCUACAAGCGGCACAAGGACGCCCGCAGGAAGCAGAUGCAGCUGGCCUUCGCGGCUGUCAACGUCUGGAGGAAGAAUCUGCAGGACAGUAAGGAUGCACAGGGGAGUCAAGGUGUGGGCCAGCCCGGGACCCCCAGAUUACCCUCUUCCUCUGUAGAGAAUCAGGAUGAUAGGAAAAGUGGUAGAGCAGAACCCGACCCCAAAAAGAAAGCUUCUUUUAGGUCCAUCAGUGCCUCCCUGGCCUCCAGCAUCAAGAGACGUAGGUCCUCCAAAGACACGCCGUACCCCACUGACAUCACAGGCCAACUGAACUUAUCUGACCCUUCUGUCAGUACUGUUGUGUGAAGAGAGACAGAGAAAGUGUGUGUUUGGGGGGGGGGUCCUGAGGUUGGGACAGAGCCACUGAUCCAUUUGCUGCUGAUUCAUCUGAGCCACAGUCCAUUUGGAGUUGUAGUCGCGUGGACCUCCGGCAGGACCACAGCCGGACCUCACUGGACCAGAACAUCACUGAAAAUGCUGAGCCUUCACCCGUCCCAGACGAACCGGUACCGGAACACUGCUACACCCUCCUGCCGUCCUUCCCCACUGAAGGUCCAGACCAGCAAACCCUACGGCCUUUUCACUCACGCACGUCUUUAAAACUCUCCGCAGAUGUCAAAAACGUCAGACAGACCACGUGCACAUGUCCGCACAUCUGGCCAAGCGUGGCCAGGGACUUUUUGGUCCUCCUUCGCGUUUAUGGGGACCUGACGAAGUCAAUGAGCCGAAAAACAUAACAUGUUCAAUCAAAAAAUGGGGGACAGUUCACUGCUAUUUAUGAACAAAACAUACUAUUUAUUUGGGACCCUGUGUAUCAUUAAUGUGAACUAUAUUACUUGUUGUAUAUGUCCUACUACCUCCGCAUAUUUCAGCAUAUUUUAGAUAUGUAGCCUAUUUGAUACACUAUUAUGGUAAAGUAUUUUAAACAUGUGACAUGUGUUAAUUUGGACCGGUUUUGGUGAAAAAUAAUUAAGACUAUGAGUUUGUGCAAUAUAUGUCAUUUGUAUAAGAAACUAUGGUGGUAGUGGUAGCGUGCAGCACUGUAAGUGCUCCGUAGUGGCAAAUCGAAGUUUAGACGACUCUGCUACGUCCAUUUUUGGCUCUGCUGCUCCAUUGUGGCUCUGCUGCUGCUCCUGCAUUAUUUUAUCAAAGUUCACGUUUCCCAAGUCCGCCACAGCGCUUCGAAGUUCGUCCAGCUGCACAAACAUUCUCAGCUUGGGGCUUACGGAACAAACGGCUAACAGAUUUUAUUUGUUGGUGAGCGUUUGCAGCUGAACGCAAGCGACUGGAUUCUCCGAUAAAAUGCUGCUGUAGUCAGAGUAGAUCUGAAGUGUCUGUUCAAGCAUGCAUGUUCAUUUGUGUAUGUGUGUAUGUACAUAUAUGCAUACAUAUACGCACACACUUGUGCUUGAAAAAAUAAUUCAGAACCACCUUGGAAACAGCAGUAUUGGUUUAAAUUGUGUGUAUAUAUAUAAAUAUAUACAUAUGCACACCUGGCCAAGUAAUUUGCAUCUUUCUAAAUAUUUGCAUAUUUGCCAUGGAGACCAAAGUCAGUGUUCCAAGAGGAUGUGGAUAAUCACUCUAAAUACAUUAGAGAUGCCACUAGAUCUUAUAUUUCAGCCAGUGUUCACCUUACCGUUUACUGAACCACAAGCUAAAGGCCCGUCCUACAAUAGCUGCUAAACCGUAGUCUGUGCACAGAGGAAGUGGGCAUGUUUUACCCAUCCUCAUAUUUCAACAUUUACAACUUUACCUUUCUUAUGUAGCCAAUUAACCUUCAGUAUGGAAAUAAUAUGAAUCUGUGACUUCUAAUGGAAUCUGCCUAUAUAGCUUAUACACGUGUGCAGUGACUGUGAGUGUUAUCUCCUUUCUCACCUUCUUUCUUUUUCAAGAUAGCUUCAAAUUCUGAGGGGCAUCAAAUGGUCACUUUUUCUAUCCAACCAGCACUAGGUCUUUCACAUAAAACCCCAUUCAGGGGUGUUUCCUUAGUCAGAGCUACUACAUGAAAGUUCCCAGGUGAAUUCUACACUCAAAGCAGGCCAUUUUGCUGGCCGUGGAGUUCAGAAAUCUCAAUGCCAACAUAUACUGUCCGCUGUACUUGGACAGCACCAUGUAGAAAUAAAAACACUGUACGGCACUUUUGUCUUAAACAAUCAA